GUGUGUAAGCUGAGUUUUGGUUGGUUAAAAUUCCCACUACCUCCCUCUCUAUGGGCGUUAACGUUGGGUAAUGUUGUCCAACAGAGUUGGUUUGGGUUCAGUUCUGCCCCCCUGUGGGAAAAGUAACCACCGCAUGGGAGUUUGUAUCCUGCCACCAAGGUUAGUCAUUAACCUUGUCUCCUCAGUCACUCAGGGCACCAAAGAAGUCGGACAGCACUCUGUCCGAGGCAUGCUGUCGCUCAGCCGUCUCAUCUUAACAUGGGCGACUGUAACCACUGCACACACGAGCGGGCUUUAUCCGUAGAGGACGACGUUACCGUAGUGUUUCACAAAGUUGACAGCCAUGGCUCAAACAGCGGCAGCGACGACCACGACGAGUGUGGCAAAGAUGAGCGGACGGCGGAGAGGAUUCACUUGCAGAGCAACUGUCGUGUGUCGUGUGACUACGACGGUGAUGCUGAGGAGACGGAGGAAGCGAGAGGACGCGAACAUCCCCCGGAAGGCAGCGAGAGGAACGCGCUGUGCCCGCCGGCGUUUUGCGUCAGAAGCGAGCCCGCAACCCGAGAAGAAAGCGCUCGUGAAGGCCCGGAGAAACCAAAGAGAUGUCCCGGUAUUGGCUUGUUCUAUGCUUUCCUGUCCACAGUUUUCUUCUCCAUCAUUGCCCUCUUGGUGAAAUCCAUCCAGGGAGUCCACGCCAUAGAGAUCAGCGCCAUACGCUGCUUCUUCCAGAUGCUCUUUGUUAUGCCGUUGCUCAUCUACCACAAGACAGGUUUCCUUGGUCCCAGAGAUAAACGUAUAUAUCUGGUGCUUCGGGGUUUCAUUGGUUCCAAUGCUAUGAUCCUGCUCUUCUAUGCUGUUCAGCAGAUGCCGUUAGCGGAUGCCACCGUCAUCAUGUUCAGUAAUCCAGUCUUUACUUCCCUCCUGGCUUGGGUCUUCCUGAAGGAGAGAUGUACAAUCUGGGACUGUGUGUUCACCGUUUUUACCCUCACUGGAGUCAUCCUUAUCGCCCGACCACCAUUCAUCUUUGGCGAGGAUGUACGUGGCAUUGAGGGCAACUACGCUAACCACAUCAAGGGGACUAUUGCUGCCUUUGCAGGCGCUCUUGGGGCUGCUUUUACAUUUGUUGUUCUUCGCAAGAUUGGAAAGAGCGUCCAUUACUACCUCUCUGUCUGGUACUACGCUGUCAUCGGUUUCAUUGAGUGCAUCAUCACUGUAUCCGUCCUUGGUGAAUGGAAAAUCCCAUUCUGUGGCCGCGAUCGCUGGAUGCUGAUGUUGAUUGCUGUCCUGGGCAUUGCAGGCCAGACCUUCCUCACAAAGGCACUACAGAUCGAGAAGGCUGGACCGGUGGCCCUGAUGAGGACUGUCGAUGUGGUGCUAGCAUUCAUCUUCCAGUUCAUUUUCUUUAACCGUGCACCGACCUUGUGGAGCCUCGGAGGGGCGCUGUGCGUAGUGGCGAGCACAAGCGGAGUAGCACUUAGGAAGUUGUACACCAACUCUCGCAAGAAAUGACGGAGAAGCAACAUAGAAUACUUUGGUAUUACUAUUUAUUCCUUUUUCACUAUCAUAUGUUUUAGAUUUAUUCUGUAUUUUACUUGUUAUUUACAUGCAAACCUGUGAGCAGGUUUGAGCUCGUUGCAGAGUUAAAGGCAGAAAUAUAGAAUGAUAAUCUAGUAGGGGUCAGUUAGGAGCUUAUGGUAGUUAUUAAAAUCAAAAUUGAAUUCUGUACAUCUGUACAUGUUGAUUCCUGAGAGUCAACCGGUAAUUUAUCGUUAUGCAUUUAUUUUUUUGUCAAUUAACACAUACAUAAGAGGCAGGAAAAACUGUUUCUGGCCCCAAACCAUAUCCUGCUCUAUGGAGCUUGUGUAGCUAACUACCUACUCAACAGAGGUUUAUUAUUUUUUCCUGAAUAAAAAUAUGAACAGCAUAAAUGGGACUGAAAGUUUGCACUUCACCAUAACGAAGCAGUUUGAUGAAGGAAACCCUCAGUCCCUUUAAACUGUAUGAAAUAGCCAAAGAGGUUUACUGCAUUGGGACCAGUCAUAUUGUGUCACACAACAUGGUAAUCAUGAAAAAAAAAAACACACUACAUAUUUCAUUUUAUUGUGGUAUGUACUAGGUGUUAUCAAAUGAGUAUCCGCAAAAAAA
Molecule: messenger RNA, 2145 nt
Organism: Morone saxatilis (striped sea-bass)
Lineage: Eukaryota; Metazoa; Chordata; Actinopteri; Moronidae
Gene: slc35g1
Product: solute carrier family 35 member G1
Exons: 5
Coding region: 259-1509 (416 amino acids)
Biological process (GO): regulation of cytosolic calcium ion concentration; calcium ion export across plasma membrane
Cellular component (GO): plasma membrane; endoplasmic reticulum membrane
Source: RefSeq, a predicted model, not a curated record